AUGGCAGCCGUCUCAGCUUCCAUCUUCACGUCGUCACUCAGCACAAACCCCACACCAGCAAGGAAAUUGUCUUCUCUCUCUUCCUCCAGUUCAGUUUUCUUCACUCAUAACAUCAUUAAUCGGGCCAGAUUCGGGUUGGCGGUGGGCUCUCCCAGGAGAUCUAAGAGAAGGGGGCUUUCCUGCAAGUGCCUCUUCGGGCUUGGGGUUCCGGAGCUCGUCGUCAUCGCCGGCGUGGCGGCGCUCGUUUUCGGGCCGAAGAAGUUGCCUGAAGUUGGCCGUAGCAUUGGCAAGACUGUCAAGAGCUUUCAGCAGGCUGCAAAGGAAUUCGAGACAGAGCUGAAGAAGGAUGGAGAGUCCUCUGCAGAACCAUCUGGCGAAAAGAUUACAACUGCCAGCGAGGACAAGCAACAAGAAGCUCAGGUUCCAAGCGCGAAAGAGAGUUCUUAA
This is a messenger RNA of Striga hermonthica, 447 nucleotides long. Lineage: Eukaryota; Viridiplantae; Streptophyta; Magnoliopsida; Lamiales; Orobanchaceae. The record is from the annotation of a GenBank genome assembly.